Molecule: messenger RNA, 1041 nt
Organism: Branchiostoma belcheri (Belcher's lancelet)
Lineage: Eukaryota; Metazoa; Chordata; Leptocardii; Amphioxiformes; Branchiostomatidae
Product: probable ATP-dependent RNA helicase DDX59
Exons: 3
Coding region: 160-1041 (293 amino acids)
Source: RefSeq, a predicted model, not a curated record
GGGACGAAACCAAAACCACGAUUCACAACGUCAGAACAGGCCACGUUACAGAUCUAGAGGCCAGGUUUGUGGAUGAACAGUGAGGUUCUUGGGACAAUAUAAGUAAUUAACUCAUCAAAUUAAGAUCCAGGUUGGGAUCAUCACAGUCCUGCUACAGACAUGUUUGUGCCAAGAUCUGUGUCCGUCAAGAAGACCACCAGACCUGUUCAACCAAAACCACUGCCUAUCAAAAAGGUACAACAACAGACAGAUCCAACAACACAAUCUGAGAAUACAGCAAACCCUUCAUCCAGUGUUGCAUCCACAACAACAUGUACCUCAGAAAACGUUGGCAGACAAACAGAGUUAGGAAGUGAGCAACCUCAGGGUAACACUGCUGAAAUAGACCUUUCAACAUCUCUGAAAGGUGACUGUUCAGAAGAUGAGCAAGGUGUGUCAAAGAAGUAUGACAGUGAUGAUGAAGAUGAACCCAUCGUGUCCUUCAGUAAGAACCAGCGCUGGCCAGAGGAAGGGGAGCCGGUUUGCGUGGUUUGCGGCAGAUACGGGGAGUACAUCUGUGACCAGACUGACCGGGAUGUAUGUAGUUUAGAGUGCAAGGCCAAACACCUGGCCCUCGUGCACCACAAAAAACAGUAUCUUCAACCUGAGGCAUCAUCGAGUAGGGAAGAAAGAGAAGAAACUGACAAUAGUCUUUCUGAGUCACAGAAUCUAUACAAAGAGCACUCCACAUUAUCACAACUGAGUAGUGAACAGGUCGAAGAAAUCAGGAAGCAGCUCGGAAUUGCUGUGAGAGGGAAAGAUGUUCCUAAACCCGUCUUGGAGUUCUUUCACUGCAGGUUGAACGAUACGGUCAGCGCGAACAUGUCGGCGGCCAAGUACGAGAUGCCGACGCCUGUUCAGAUGCAGGUGCUGCCUGCAGGGAUGAUGGGAAGGGACGUGAUGGCAGCGGCACCGACUGGAUCAGGGAAAAGUUAUAACCACACGUCCCGGUCCAACCCCGAUGUUCCAACACCCCCAUGUUCCAAUGUCACCAUGUUCUGA